AUGAGAUACGCAUUGUCUGCAGGAGCCCUGCUGCUGGGAACAGUAGCGGUAGCAACGCGAGACAUUGAUCGUCUCAAGCACCUGUAUAGCAAAGGCACAACCCCUGACACUGCUCGUAUCGGUGGUCGGGAUAUCGCUACCGUGUCGCAACCUCUGCCACAGGGUAGCACUAUCGAUCGCUCCAAAUGGCAGAUUACAUGCUCCUCCGGUGCCGAUCGCUGCAAGGACAUAGCCGACAACUCGACCGACACCAUCUGGACCAGCUCAGCUAGCGAUUCUCAGAACAUCACGAUUCAGCUGGGAGGAGAACAUGCCGUUAGCGGUCUGACCAUGGUCCCUAGACAGGACGACGCGGGCGAGUGGAUUGAAGAGCACCAGAUCUCCGUCAGUACCGAUGGUACAAACUGGGAGGAGGUUGCAUAUGGUACCUGGUGGCCUGACAAGGCCCAGAAGCUCUCAGCUUUCCAGCCUAAAAAGGCGAGCUGGGUCCGUCUGUCUGCCACGCAAGGCUCUGUCUCCAUUGCGGAUCUGGAGAUUUAUCAAACUGAUUUCAUCCCACCUAAUCCGUCCUUGGGUGCCUGGGGUCCAACCAUUGACCUUCCUCUGGUCCCCGUUUCUGCAGCAGUUGACCCCAUCUCCGGCGCAGUGGUGACUUGGUCUUCAUGGGGAUACGAUAUCUUUGUUAACAGCGCGGGUGGUGAAACACAGACAGCUACAUGGCACCCAACGAAUAAGUCUGUGACUCAGCGAGAUGUUGAGAAUGUUCAUCAUGACAUGUUCUGUCCUGGUAUCUCCAUCGACGCAGACGGAAAGUUCGUCGUCUCAGGCGGAACCGACCAACGUCGAACCAGUAUUUUCAACACCUCCACCGCUGCUGAUCGUUGGUACAUUGCAGCUGGUAUGAACAUCGACCGUGGCUACCAGGCAACCUCGACCCUAUCUGAUGGACGCAUCUUUACUAUUGGUGGAUCAUUCAGUGGCGGAGUUGGCGGCGACGGCGCGGAUUUGGGCCAACGAGAUGUCGCUGCCCGUGGCAAGGACGGCGAGCUUUACGACCCUAUCCAGAACAAAUGGAUUGAAAUUCCUAAUGCGAAGGCCGGGCCCAUGCUCACGAAUGACGUUCGCACUUACCGACAAGACAACCACGGCUGGAUCUUCGCUUGGACCAAUGCCACUGCCUUCCAGGCCGGCCCCAGCAAAGCUAUGAACUGGUACUACACAGGUGGCAGUGGUGAUGUCUCUCCUGCUGGAGAGCGCACUGGUGACAAUGACGCUAUGUGUGGAAAUGCAGUCAUGUUCGACAACGGCAAGAUUCUCGCCAUGGGUGGUUCUCCCGAUUACGAGGACCAGCUUGCCACCAACUAUGCUGCUGUCAUCUCCAUCGGCGAGCCUGGCCAGAAUGCCACCGUGCAGAAGACCUCGAACCAAAUGUACUACAAGCGUACUUUCCACUCUUCCGUGGUCUUGCCCGAUGGCUCUGUGUUUGUCAAUGGCGGACAAGAGAAGGGCCUUCCUUUCAACGAAGCAGGCAGCCAAUACGUUUCGGAGCGUUUCAUUCCUGGCUCCAACGGUGGAAAGUGGAUCAAGCAGCAGAAGAACAGCAUUGCCCGCGUUUACCACAGUCUCUCCCUGUUGCUUCGCGAUGGUACUGUCUUCAGCGCUGGUGGUGGUCUCUGCGGAGAUUGCGCUGCCAACCACUUCGAUGGGCAAAUCUACACUCCUCCUUACCUCUUGAACGCUGACGGAAGCGUAAAGACCGACCGUCCCGCCAUUGAGAACGUUUCCCCCAACGAGGGCAAGGCUGGUGAUACCUUCGAGGUUACUACUACCGGUGAUGUUGACCAGACUGCUUCUCUCAUUCGCUACGGCUCUGCUACCCACACUGUCAACACUGAUCAGCGCCGUGUCAGUGUUCAGUUGACCAAGACUGGAGACAACAAGUACACCUUCCAGCUCCCUGCUGAGGCUGGUAUUGCUCAGCCUGGUUACUACAUGCUUUUCGUCCUUAAGGACGGUGUCCCCAGUCACUCUGAGAACGUCCGCGUUGUGCCGGAAUAG
This is a messenger RNA of Penicillium longicatenatum, 2058 nucleotides long. RefSeq lists its product as uncharacterized. The record is from RefSeq and is a predicted model, not a curated record. The transcript has a single exon. NCBI's taxonomy places the organism in Eukaryota, Fungi, Ascomycota, Eurotiomycetes, Eurotiales, Aspergillaceae. Bases 1 to 2058 code for a protein of 685 amino acids.